This is a messenger RNA of Pyricularia grisea, 246 nucleotides long. RefSeq lists its product as uncharacterized. The record is from RefSeq and is a predicted model, not a curated record. Lineage: Eukaryota; Fungi; Ascomycota; Sordariomycetes; Magnaporthales; Pyriculariaceae. The coding region runs from base 1 to 246 and encodes 81 amino acids. The transcript has 3 exons.
AUGAAGGUCAAGCAGCUCAACACACAGCCUAGAGCUACCGUUAUAAACUGGGCGUACUUCGUCCGGCGCUACUUUGAGCGGCCUAAGAUAGACUGUUGGUUAGUAUUAAAAGUCAAAUCGUACAUCGCGAUGAAAGCACCUGUCAAACUUGUGAUGGUUGGCUUGAGAAGAAAAAAGGAGAGGAGGGGUAAGACAGGCGCUUGGCGUCAUUAUACUUGUGUAGCCCGGGGUGUUACCGGCCGGUAG